AGAUGCUUCAAUAUGACAAGAUGGCUACCACUGAGGGGUAUGCUGACCAUUGUUGUUUACAUGAACUCAUUAACAUAUAUUCUGUGAAAUUUAAUACAAAAAUGUCUGAAUGGAAAUUGUAUUUCAUAAUCUAUCAACAGACGCACCAAUUUUGGAGCAAAAUGCCGAAUACUAGCCAGGACAUGUUUCCGCCUCGUGAUCGCACAUGACUUUGUUUUGGAAUUUGCACUGCAGUAGCCUAAUGCUUUCCGCGCAACGAAGAAGCUGAUGGUGUUUGGUCACAUAACAUGUUGAACAGAGUCAGUAGAUGGAGUGACGACAACAAAAGUAGUCUAGACGCAGCCAGAGAAGCUGCAGCGAAAGUAAAUACUAUGCUCAUUGCUAAAGGCAAACUCAAACCUUCACAGUUAUCUCAACAGCACGGCAACAAGCAAAUGAAGGUCGGAGCUAUAAACAACCUAGUAGUGGCAGAGGUAGAAAUCAACGAUGUGCCUAUCGGAUGUCGAAACAUGCUCACUCGAGGAUCAACACAGGAGGAGAUUUCAAAGUUUAGCGGUGCAGCAGUGUCCACCAGAGGGCGAUACCUGAAUCCAGAGGACAGAGCUAGAAAUAUGGGGGACCGUCCAUUGUACCUUUGUGUCCAGGGUCCACACCAAGAGUCUGUUGACAUGGCUGUUGGGAGAAUAAAUGAGAUAAUUACCAAUGGGAUGAAGACGAAAGGGACACGUUUCUCUCCAGCAAUACGACCACCCCCUCCCAUGCAGCGACCUGCUUUCAACCAGCCACCUCCUUUGAUGUCCAUACCCAGUUUACCAGCUGGGAUGAUGUUUGUUCAAGAGAAACUGUUUAUUGGACUAGAACAUGCACCUCCAAACUUUGAUGUUAAGGGCAAGACCAUGGGACCAGGGGCAUCUUACCUCCAACACAUACAAGCUGAGACAGGAGCACGUGUGACACUGCGAGGCAAAGGAUCUGGGUUCCUGGAACCUCUAUCAGGCCGUGAAGCCUUUGAACCAAUGCAGAUUCAUAUCCAGCACCAAAAUGUAGUUGGACUCCAGCAAGCCAAGCAAUUAGCAGAGAAUCUCAUCCAAACGGUACAACAAGAUUAUGCCCAGUUUCAGCAGGCGUUGGUUGCCAUGCCGCAAACCAUGGGCCCGGGACCGGCCACCAUUCUCACCGGCAUUCCACAUCAGUCAGCACCUCCAGGUAUGAUGGGUCAACAGCCAGGAAUGGCCACUUUGACAUCUGUGGCACAGCCGCCGAUGCAGAACCACCCAGGUCUCCAACCUGUCACCUCAUUCCCUGGGCUGGUCAACCAAGUAGCAUCAUCCAUGGUGAUGCCCUCUAGUUCUGCACUUGCCACACCAACUACUGUGUACACUGCUGCACCAGGCCCUGCCCCAGGAUUCCUGGUGCCCACUAGUCUAGGCGGAACAUCUAUGACCAAUGUUCCUAUUGCUACCUCUGUAUACACAGACUCCUUCUUGUCCGUGGGGACAUCAGUUACGGGGGCCCACCCCCCUCCCCACCAGGUCCUGGUCCAGACUACAGGCCCUCCACCGCCACACCAGAUAACCACUCUGGCCCCCUUAGGUCCACCACAGAUGGAGGCACCUGUACCUACGACAGCCCUGGUCACAACCAUGCAGCCGGAAUUACAGCUGGUAUCACAUUCCCAGCCGGUCCCUAUGUGGGGUGCCCCACCACAGCACCUUCCACCCAGCUCUGUGUAUGCCCAGGUAAAUGGUCAGUCAAGUCCAGCUAUGACCUUCACAACUAAUGCACCAAUGAUAGUGACUACCUCAUCAACUUAUACUUACUCAUCUCUGCCUCGGGAGGAGCCUAAGAGAAGGUUUACUGAGGAGAAACAAGAAGAUAAAGUGCCAGAGAAUUUAUUAGGAUAUGAACAUGGGCCGCCCCAUCUGACCAACUUAGUGGUACAGGGGCCACCGCCCCCCAACACCUCCAUGCCUCAACAUCAGUUGCAGAUCUCUCCUCCUCAGGGUGGGGAUGGCCCACCCAUGGGAAUGCACGGUGUACCUAUGGUAUCCAUGGCACCACCUGGUAUACCUGGUGAGGAAAACAGGAAUAUAAUCGGAGGCGGACAAGUCAAUAGCAAUGGUCUACAACAACAACAGUCACCUCACCCCCCUAGCUCACCCCAUCCCCCAGGGAGUCAGGAGAUACCCGACCAGGACAAGAAACUGAUGCCUCCUCCUCCAUUACCUGGUAUGACCUUAAAGAGACAAGGAGGUGAUAGGCAAGGUGGAAUGGAGAGGAAAAAAUCUAAAGGAGCUCUAGGCAGUGUUUCUGCCUAUGGGUCAGACGAAGAUGACGAUGAUAUCAACUCUUCAAUGAAGCAGCAGCAGAAGGAGGCUCAGAAGUACCAAUACAACCAGUACUCCAAUGCCCCACAAAUCUACCAGCAGACUGCCCCUGUCCUUGUCGGGGAGGCUCACAUACUGCCCCCACCCCCUCAACAACAGGGUCUGCCCCCUGGUAUGGAGCAGCACAUCCUGUCAUCCCAGCAGCAGGGCAUGCCACCCCCACCUCAACAACAGGGUUUGCCUCCCCCACCUCAACAGCAAGGAAUGCCUCCUCCACCUCCUCCCCAGGAACAGUUUCCCCAGGGACAGUACCCUCCACUCCCAGAGUCUCCAAAUGCUCAACAACAACAGGAGAUGAUGCAGAUGAACCAGCUACAGCACCAAAUGCCCUUCUCUAACCAGCCCCCACCCAAUCAGCCCUACCCACAGCAACAGAUGACUGGCAAUCCUGCCCAAGAUCAGGGUCACCCUUACCCCCAACACUCUUCCCCUAGCCCUUCUCCACAGUUUGUCAAUGUCUCCCAGGCUAUCACAGUGACUGGGCCCCCACCCCCUGUGCAGAGGAUGCCUGGGGAGCAAAUCAUGCCUAUGCCAGGUCAGCGUCUGCCCACGCCAGAGGAGAUGCCUCCUCCGCAUCCAGGAAUGGGCCAGAGAAUACCACAAGAACAGCUGCAGCCACCACCACCAAGCUAUGCAAAUAUGCCCCCACCCCCACCCAAUCAGUCUCAGUUUGCCCCCCAGUAUGCCCCCCAAAACCCUCCCCAGUUUGGCCCUGGCCCGGGACAGCAGUUCCAACCCCAGCAACAAUUACCACCUCCACCCCCACCCAACAGUACCAUGCAGCCACAGCCCCCUAUACAGUUCUGGAUGCCUAACUGAUGUAGAAUGUUCUUUAGGAGGGAAGAAGCUGUCUCAUCUGGUGUUGGAAUGAUGCAUAAAGCGGAAAUAUGAAUAUCGUUCCUGUAGAACGCCCAGAGAACAAUCAUUGUCUCGUUCAAUGAUCACAGGAUUCUGUGUGUGAUGCCAAGAGAAUGUUUCUUGUGAAGAAAGAAAACAUGGUUAACUUUGAUUCCUGUCAAGAGUUAUAAUUCCAGAAGAAUGUUUAAUAUCUCGUUGGACAACCAAGGUAGCAUUAGUUUCUGUGAGGGUGUUAUGCCAAAGAGUGUUGGAUGUGGAAUAAUAGUCCCGGUGAACUGGCCUCAAAGAACAAUGCAAGAUGCUGUGUAAUACAAUGAGGUCUGUUGGAUUGUAGGAUGCUCAUAGCCAGAACAUAUUCGUUCCAGAAUGUCAGUGGAGGACUUGUGAUCAAACACCAAAAUUGUUGUUUGCUACAGAAGUGAACAGAGAUGCUGCUUACACUCGAUACAGAAGAAUUGCGCUCGCACAAUGGACAGUUCUUCAAUUUAGACUAUAAAGCACCAAUUCUGCCUGCUCUGUGUUUUAAAGCACCAAUUCUGCCUGCUCUGUGUUUUAAAGCACCAAUUCUGCCUGUUCUAUGUUCUAUGUUUUUACACUGGUGUAGUGAACAAUGCUAUACAUCAUUUCUAGUAAUAUUCAGCUUGUCCUGAAAUAUGCUACACAUACACAGUGUUUUGCUCUGACAAUUCAAUAUAGCACCAAUUUUGCUAUGACUUAUAUGAUACUAGCACUUAUGCAGUGGUCUGACUUUAUUGUGCCAAUUUAGCUUGCUGUGACUGCCAUAGGCCUACAACCAAGAUGAAAAAUAACACUUGUCAGGUGUUCAACAUUACUGAUGUGCUUGACUUUAUAUAUAGCUAGCUACAGUGACAAACAUGCUUCGAGUACCGUAAAAGUGUAGUACUGGUGUUAGUGGAUUAUGUAUCCACAGUUACACAGAUAGUUACACUAUCUGGUCUUCAUAAUUGGUGUUUACACACGUUACUGCUGAUAAGUUUUCUGUUUUAGUAUUUAGUGCGGAGUUGUAGUACUGAGGGAUUAAUCUGCUGAAAUUGGAGAAUAUUAACCCUCCUAUUAUGAUUUACUGUAAAAAAAAAAUAAAAAAAUUCAACCAAAUCAGAAAAGAUGCAUAUGUAUGAAAGACAAUUCUGGUAUUUAAGUACACAGACAUAAGUUUUUUUUUGGAAAUUAUGCCAAAGCCAAGUCUGCCAAAUAUCUAUAAAUACCAGUUUGAUCAUCUAAUACUUUAUUAAUUAAGUGUAUUCUUUAAAGACUGCUUUCUUCCUUAAUUGGUAACAACUACAAAGCAGUUAGAGGCUGUCGGUGUGUUCAGUAUAAAUAUAGGUAUCACAAUAAGAGGUUUGGGAUUGUCUGUUUGUUAUAAGAGUUCUAUCAAGCUGAUCUAGCAGAUAUUGGACAUUUUAAUGUAUGACAUUGAAAGUUGACAUGAUAAUGUCAAAAUUACAUGCAUUAACUUCCAUGAUAUCCCCUUUUAUAGUGUUAAGUUUUUAUUUGUUUUACUUUUUGACAUUUAAACUUCACCAAUUUCCAUAUAUAUUGACGUGUAUAUAUAAAGUUGAUAAAAUACUAACUAGAGCUUACAGUUUAUUUAAUGUGGUUUACUUGUUAGAAAAUUUAACUGCACUUUUGAUUAGUUGUUCUUCCAGAUGUUCAAAUUAAAUUUGUUAUAACUUUUCUGGUGAUAACAUUUUGGAGGUUUAAACUGAAUUAAAGCAACAUAAUCUGUAAAGGGUCUGAAAACCAGGUCCAAGAAUCCAUUUUCCUUGUCCAGCUUCACAGUGGCAUCUAUAUAUAACUUAAGGUCCGAGGCAAGCAGAUACUAACAAAACCCAGGACAUUGGAUUCCACAUAUAUAUAUAUAUAUACUGGCAAACAGUUUAGAGCUCAACUAAUGUAAAAAAUAAUCUUUUACUGAACUUUAAUAAAUUAAAAUGAUUAAAUUUACUUCCAUAUUUUUGUGCACGUUUCAUCAUGAAUUCUAUUAGAAUUCUAUUUGAAAUAACAUAAAUUUUACCUGUGUUUUAUUGUACUAACAAUAUCUUAUGGAAAAUUGAGGUUUGAAAAGGAAGGAUUUUUAAAUCUAAAGUAACUGUUUAAGUUUGAUGAUGCUUUGAAUUUGAUAAAGUAAGGAUUUAUAUUCAAUGAGAAAUCUACUUAGGAAGAAGUACUCACAAUUAGUAAGUGCAAUAUCUCGCAGAUCAUGUGAUUUGCAAAAUAAAUUUCAAGGUGAGGGCUCCGAUAUUACCAAAGUUUAACAUUAUGGUACAUGUGCACGUGUGUAGAAGUAAGUGUAUAACUUAUAGUCAUCUGUAAACUGUGAACAUGCUUCUAUUGGCGCUUAUCUAACCAAUUCAACAAAUUAAAAACUUGAAAACCACCUAACUAAAAUCAGUAGUUCCUCUUGUUAUGGAACCACCUAACUAAAAUCAGUAUUUCCUCUCGUUAUGGAUAGUGUAUACAUAAAAACCAUGUUGUAUCUGUAGCUUGGAAAUUAUUUCCAUUUCACAGAAUUAUUUGAGUGCUGAUACAAGUAUAUUUACAGUAAAUUCUACCAGAUCUACAAGUUAUUUCAACUGUUGCAUAUGUGUUGUACUUUGUACCUUUAUGACAGAAUCCCAAUGUGUGUGUUGUAAUAGAUGUGAUUUGUAACUGUUAUCAAGAGCUGUAUGUACAGCAUACCUAUUUUUUUAUUCGAACACAAAUUAUAUACUCCAGAGAACAAGUUCUAUAUGGAGAAAUUGAGGAGCUAUAUUAUAAGUAUGAGAUGGGAUGAUUUAGAUAAAAUUGGAUGAUGUAUAUAUGGAAAGUUAAGCAGUAAAAGUAUAUAUGAGAAUAAUUGAAGUGUGUAUGUAAGUAUAGAAUGGGAUGAGGUAUAUAUAGAGAGAAUUAUGCAACAAGAGUGCAGAGCUAUAUGAGAAUCAUGCAGAAGUUAUGGAUGAAUUUUUUUCAUGAAAUGACUAAGAAAAA
Messenger RNA from Mizuhopecten yessoensis (Yesso scallop), 6233 nucleotides. Its product is annotated as UPF0469 protein KIAA0907-like. Bases 288 to 3206 code for a protein of 972 amino acids. The record is from RefSeq and is a predicted model, not a curated record. The transcript is spliced from 19 exons. Gene Ontology annotation, molecular function: RNA binding. NCBI's taxonomy places the organism in Eukaryota, Metazoa, Mollusca, Bivalvia, Pectinida, Pectinidae. Gene Ontology annotation, cellular component: nucleus.